UAUCCUUGCUUCUCUAAAAGUGUGCUAAACAAACUUUAAAAAUUUCUUUCGAACACGAGGGCAAUAGAUAAAUAAUUAUGUCUGAUGCCACACGUACUCAAAUAUCACCUGACAUUAUCCUCAUAUAUGACUUUUUAUUCUCCUACAAUUUUUUGUUUUCAUGAUAUUUUAUGUUCCAGAUCCAGAAGUGAAAAAAAUAUUGCAUAAUGGUCUGAACUACGAAAAAUUCUUCGAUAAAAUAUUCAUUGCCUUGGGAUGUUUUCUGACGAUAGCUUUGUUAUUUUUUCUCCCGAAAAAUGAAGGAUCACUACCAGUACGUGCUAUAUUUCCAUUUGAUACAAAUGCUUCACCUAAAUAUGAACUAGCUUAUGUUGUACAAGCUUUUAGUAUCAUUUACGGUCUCUCUGCAAUAGUAUUUAUGGAUGAACUAGUUGUAACUAUAGUAAUGUGGAUCAACGUUCAACUUACUAUUUUAAAUGCUGACUUUCAACAUUCUGCGACAAACAACAUGAGGGGAAUGUCUAACCAUGCUCGCAAUAAAAGGGAGACAGAUUACUUCAUCGAACUUCGCAAGUAUAAGGCUGGAGCUUUGAAUCAAAAUUUUGUGGAAAAUUGGAAAAUAUGUAUUGUGAAUCAUCAAAAAUUGAUUGGCCUGGUGUAUGAACUCAACGAUAUAUUCAGUUCGAGCAUGUUACUUCAACUUUUUGCAAGCUUCUCAAUGAUUUGUUUAGCAGGAUUUCAAGUUGUGCUAGGAGCCGAUGAGAAAACAAACUUCAUAAAAUUUGCGUUAUAUCUUGGUGCCGCACUAUCGCAAUUACUCAAUUGGUGUUGGUUUGGAAAUGAACUGUUACAUAAAGUAAGUUUUUUGAAUGCAAUUAUUGAAUUGCUAUUUAAUAGCGAAAUGUCUUUCCAUAUCGAUUCUUCCUGUUACAUGUCAAACAAAAAAAAAAAUAAAAUCUUUAAUAGUUCGGUGAACUUGAAUCCCGACUUCACAAAAGUUGAAAGCUUAAAACAGCCUGGUACACUACAAACAACAUUGAUGGUUGUAUUGGAUCCUUCUUUAUAG
Molecule: messenger RNA, 1066 nt
Organism: Chelonus insularis
Lineage: Eukaryota; Metazoa; Arthropoda; Insecta; Hymenoptera; Braconidae
Product: odorant receptor 13a-like
Exons: 2
Coding region: 161-1066 (301 amino acids)
Biological process (GO): detection of chemical stimulus involved in sensory perception of smell; sensory perception of smell
Cellular component (GO): plasma membrane
Molecular function (GO): olfactory receptor activity; odorant binding
Source: RefSeq, a predicted model, not a curated record